Molecule: messenger RNA, 1014 nt
Organism: Schizophyllum commune H4-8
Lineage: Eukaryota; Fungi; Basidiomycota; Agaricomycetes; Agaricales; Schizophyllaceae
Exons: 3
Coding region: 1-1014 (337 amino acids)
Source: RefSeq, a predicted model, not a curated record
AUGGUAGACCUGUUCGCACUCAUUCAGCAAGGAAUGCGCGAGCGCUGGGCAUGGUGGAAGUACGUAUCCUUGCUCAUCAAAUACGGGUGUCUGCCUUGGGACAAGGACGAACGCGACGCCGUCAUGGAGCAGCUGGGCGCCCUAGCGUUGUUACCAGCGGACAAGACCUACCUGGGCGCCUGGUUCAACACGGCGGACAAAGUCGAGGGAAGAUGGAUGAUGCUCAUCGCGCGUGUGCCGGCGUAUUUCUUGACCGACCUGCCAGAGAAUGGGCAAAGCGAGGCGGAGAAGUACGCCUCCUUUGGACCACGCAAGAUACCAGGAGCGAAGACGUCGAAGUGGCGCGUAACAAAGGAGGUCCCUUGCGAGACCCCCGAGCUGCCUUACGCGAACCGAGUGGCUCGCGUACGAGUGCGGCCGGGCUCGCUGGGUCUAACCGGAUGGCGCAAGUUGGACUACCCCGCAGCAAAGGACACUGUAGGGCAUAGACAUGGCGUCGUCUGUCCGCCACAGCUUCGCAACGUCGCUGACCAGGGCCACUGGGACUAUUUCGUGGAGUGGUAUUCGGAGAAGAGUGAAGUCCCGGGCGACAAGAACGAGCCAAAUUGUGGGUACAGCAAGCCCGUGUGGCUGCAAGUGGGAAAGGGGUCGCGCCGGCGCCAGGACGCAGAAGGGUGCAAGAUCAUCUACGAGCGGACAAUGAAGCGACAGUACUACGUGGACGCCUAUCCGAUCAUCGAGGGAAUGGAGCACGAUAUCAACGUCUGGGGCGUCCCCUUGCCGCCUUGGGAGCACUAUGGAGGGGAUAAUCUGGAGAUCGUGCUGAAGCGAGGAGUAUGGGGGUAUACGACGGAGAAACCCACGAGCAACAGCUGUGGAAUCACGCCCCCUGGCAAGCUGCCCGGGACCUCGCCGGCGACCGCCUUAUGUGGCAGGCAACCCCGCGGGCUCGCCGAGCGGGUGAUCGCGCCGCACGCCCACACCUCGCGCACGCUCCGCCCCCGCCGCGGCUGA